Helianthus annuus (common sunflower) is the source of this 510-nucleotide messenger RNA. RefSeq names its product chromatin remodeling protein EBS-like. Gene Ontology annotation, molecular function: chromatin binding. The transcript has 4 exons. Bases 1 to 510 code for a protein of 169 amino acids. The record is from RefSeq and is a predicted model, not a curated record. NCBI's taxonomy places the organism in Eukaryota, Viridiplantae, Streptophyta, Magnoliopsida, Asterales, Asteraceae.
AUGGCUCUGAUUCGGUGGUAUUACCUGCCUGAGGAGACAGAGCAAGGGAGGAAAAGCUUUCAUGGUAUAAAGGAGGUGUUUUUAUCUAAUCACUAUGAGGUGCAGAGCAUUCAUACCAUCCAAGGGAAGUAUGUUGUUUAUUCCUUGGAGAACUACAUGAACCUAAAGCGUGUCGGUGUUGAUGAUUAUUUUUGCCGAUUUGAAUACAACUAUGUUAAAAAAUGUCAUGUCGAUGUUUUUGUUGUCGUGUAUUGCGAGUGUGAAAUGCCAUACAAUCCAGAUCUAUUUAUAGUGCAAUGCGAUGGAUGCAAGUGCAGGAACGGUGUAUUUCAAAUUCGUAGCCAUUUAUCGCUUCUUUUGCGUCUUGGUGAUUUUAUCUAUUCCCUGUCGCAGAAGCGGCAGUUCUUUCACUCUCAUAGAGCUCAGACAAUGGCAUCGGAACAAUUGUUUGCUGAUCAGCGGGACAGCGAAGAUGAAGUUGAUGACGAUGUUGCUGGUCUUGAGGACUGA